AGGCCGGCUGCCGGUAGUUACAGCCAGUUGCACCACCGAUCGGCAUCGCUGCUGGAUCGACUCUCGUGUUUCUAUAAAACUCUUUCUUUCCUUCACAAUCCUUCUCCAUCCAACAGACAGCUAAAAGAAGUCCAGCUGAAAUUAAAUUUUAUUCGCGAUCACCGAAGUGAUUCUCCUGACAGUGUUGCCUUUUCGCAAAAAACUAUUUUCGACUCCAUUUUUCCUGGAAGACGGUGUUCUGCAAAAUUGUUCGAUUAAGAUUAGAAAACCGAUCGGUAGAGCGGUAAAAUCAGUGAUGGUUCUCGUAGAAUGUAUUUUUGAGAGAGAAAGUCACGUCGAUUGCGUUUCAGCUAGGUGAACGACAGCUGGCUGGAAAAAUGUUCGUAGCCGAAACGUAUUGUUACAGAAGAUAGCGUGCGGGGAACCGGAAAGAUCCUUCGUGUGCGCGUCACGUGAUCGUCGAACCAUGCCGGUAAUCGUUUGACGUUUAAUACACGCCGGCUACUCAAUACAUCUCGUAUUAAUACAUCUUUUGUUUGCGUUAUUAUUGUCGCAAAGAUUUAUCGUCAAUUAAGUGAAAAAUAAACGUUGAGAGAACAUAUAGAAUUGUAUAUGUACUUUCCGACUGACAACACUGGGAAUGAAUUUUAUAUUGUUGGUGCUCGUUGAUUUAUUUUACCAAUAACGUGCAAAUCGAUGAAAGUUCAUCAAAUUUUCAAGGCGUGUUAGAACAAUGUUAGAAGAUGGAUUGAUUCCGUUAAUGUCGGUUUAUUUAAUGAUACUAUACUCCAGUUUCUUAAAAUUUACAAAAUUUAUUCAGCCAAUCUUGAAUUAGCACGGAUUAAUAUUUUGAAACUUAAAAAUUACGAAGCCAAAAUAAAAACUGCGAACUAUUCUUUGGCACGAGAUACUUAAAAACUACCGACUUAAUUGUACAUUAUUAAAUCAUUUUUGAAAGAUAAUCAAUAUCUGAAAACUAAAUUGCUCGAACUACCUAAAAGCGAAACCAUCGAUCCAAUUCCAAAUUGAAAUGAAACAUUUCAAAGCAAUCCGCAAGGAUUCUCCAAACGCUUUCAAAAAAGUCUGACUUUGCAAAACGGAUUAACGUCACGAGCGACUCCAACCUUGAUCAAAUCGUUCAGUCAGUUAACAAACGUAAACCACUCUGACCCGAGUUCCUCUUAAAUCCUCCAAACUCAGACCUGUUAAUCGUCACACGCCCGAAAGGAAACUGGCAAAAAAGGAGAUUGACGAGAGGUGGAGUGAAGGGAGAGAGCGAGAGGACAGAAACGAAAGCAAUCGGAAGCUGGCCGCGAAUUGCGAACGGCGAUCGUUGCGCGCGAUCGGAACACGUCCCGCGAUCGCGCUGUCAGGUUAUCUCUCGAAGGCGUCGCGUCGAUCCUCGAGGCCUGGAUUCGACAGUGUAUCGAGCGUAGCGAAACGUGAAUCACGUGAAAACUGCGUCAUGCCACAGGGUGGCGAGAAGCUGUCGAAUGGCAGGAUCGACGGUGGAAACCUGACGAGAGAGAUUAUUCACCUCGAAGGAGAGGAUUCGUUGAAGAAGGACGACGCCGAUGUAAGAAAGUGUGGCAACGACUUGGACGGUAUGCCAGAACUCAAGGACGAUCAGAUACAGCUGAGCGACGAGGAGGUCUCGUUGGAUCUUGGAGAACCCUCGCCGGAAGUGAUGGAGUACGCCAGAAGGGAGCUCGGCGAGACGGACGACGUGAAGUGCAGAACUCUUCAGGAACUGAGGGACAUAAUUUAUGAGAGAGGAGAAUGUUUGCCGCACAGGAUGGACGACGACUUCUUGAUUAGGUUUCUAAGAACGAGGAAUUUCAACGUUAACAGGGCGCAUCGAUUGAUCGUAAACUAUUGCAACUUCAAAGAGGAACACCCGGAGAUCCAUCAAGAUGUGUGUCCGCCAGAAAUGAAGCACAUUGGCGAAGACGACGUGAUGUCAGUGCCACCGUACAGGACACAGGAUGGCAGGAGGAUAAUGAUUUAUCGAUUGGGAAAUUGGGAUCCAAGGAAAUAUGGCGUGGAGGAGAUUUUUAAAGCCACAGUCAUCAUCCUUGAACUUGGGGUAUUGGAGCCUAGAGCACAAAUCCUUGGCGGCGACGUAAUUUUCGAUUUGGAGGGCAUCACUAUGGCACAUGCGUGGACUAUCACACCUCAGGUGGCCAGUAUGGUAGUGGCGUUGAUGGUAUCGGCGUUCCCAAUGACGACCAACGCCAUACACAUCCUCCAUCAGUCGUGGGUGUUCGACGUGAUGUUCUCGGUGUUUAAACCGCUGUUGGACGUGAAAAUGCAAAACAAGAUCUUCUUCCACGGCAGCAACAUGGACAGCCUCCACAAGCACAUCUCCGCGUCGUACUUGCCGAAGAAGUACGGCGGGAUCAGGGAGGAGUUGCCUUACUACAAGUGGAUCGACAACCUCAGCAAAGUGCCUCAAAUCGUUAAAGAGAUGAAGCAGCUUGGUUACGUACUCCCGGAGGAGAAACAGAAGCAGCAGCCAGAUCAAUCGGUCGAGGAUUGAAUUAGGACGUGCCUCGUGGGCUCCUUUGUCUCCAGUUCAAUAUUUACUUCUUGAUUAAUAAUAGCCACACACGUAUUAGUCUCUCAUGCUAACCUGCAUACAACUAUCGGUAUAAUCCAGUUAGGAUUCUUCCUUUUUCACUUCGUUUUUUUUUUUUUCUUGUAUUCUCGCUUCCUUUUUAUAUCCGUUAAUUAGCGCGUUUCUUCCUCGGAAACGGAGAAGAUGCAUCAUAUUAAACGCAACUCGAGCGUCGCAUGUUUUGUACUCUCGUUCAUUACCGUUCGUUCUGUAUCCUUCUUUCUGCAUAGCCUCUGCGCUCUCCUGUCGUGAUAUUGAUUAAACGAUUUCAGAGAGA
Messenger RNA from Frieseomelitta varia, 2894 nucleotides. Its product is annotated as alpha-tocopherol transfer protein-like. Gene Ontology annotation, cellular component: membrane. Gene Ontology annotation, molecular function: phosphatidylinositol bisphosphate binding. The record is from RefSeq and is a predicted model, not a curated record. NCBI's taxonomy places the organism in Eukaryota, Metazoa, Arthropoda, Insecta, Hymenoptera, Apidae. The transcript has 4 exons. Bases 1466 to 2539 code for a protein of 357 amino acids.